AUAAUAAGCCGCCAUAUUGAUAAACAUGGCGGUAUUUGCAUAAGAACUAUUAUUAUCAAUUGCAUUUAAUUUCAAAGAUAUUUAUAUUAAUAAAAACAGCGUUUGAAAUAAUUAAUUUUUAAUAUACAAAUUCUAAUCGAAGUUAGUUACUAGGAAUAACCUAUAGAGAAUACGUCUAGAAAAUAGAUAAAAAAGAAGAAUAUUUGUAUUCGGAACUGUACAGAUUAAUAAACAAAUAAUUUCAAUUUAGUUAUUAAAAUGACUAACCCUCCAUUAUCGACUAAUUCUAAUGGUACCAACGACGAAGAAAUGCCAGAUACAAGUAAUAUAUUUAAAAGUAGAGACUUUAUGUAUAAACUUAUUAUAAGCCAAUUACUAUACGACGGGCAUCAAAGUGUAGCUACGGCUUUACAACAGGCAGUUCAAGUAGAAACAAAUAACGCCCCAAGUGAUAGACUAUUUCACUUAACAAUUACCGGUCUUGAACACGAACCCGGAUUCAAAGAAAGGCCAAAAGCUAUCGGUUUCGGCAGUAAUAAUGUUGGUUCAGGACUUGAUUUGGAAUUUGAAACUGAAUCCAAUGUUCCCGCCCCUGAGCCUGCUCUAUAUGAAACUGCUUAUGUAACUUCGCACAAAGGUAACUGUAGAGCGGGGUGUUUCUCAUCAGACGGCCAACUUAUCGCAACUGGAAGUGUAGAUGCCAGUAUCAAAAUCCUAGACGUUGAUAGAAUGUUAGCAAAAUCAGCACCGGACGAAAUGGAUCCUUCCAGAGGAGAACAACAAGGCCAUCCUGUUAUCAGAACUCUAUACGAUCAUAUGGAAGAAGUUUCUUGUCUAGAAUUUCAUCCUAAAGAACCGUUUUUAUGUUCCGGUAGCAAAGAUAUGACUGUAAAGUUAUUUGAUAUUUCCAAAGCUAGCGUAAAGAAAGCUUUCAAAACAAUAACCGAAGCCGAACCAGUUCAAGCUAUAUCUUUCCAUCCUUUAGGUGAUUACCUAAUUGUAGCUACCAGUCAUCCGGUUAUCCGCAUGUAUGAUCUAAAUACCUUACAUUGUUACGUAUGCGCCUUUCCUAAACAUCAGCACACUGCAACGGUCACUAAUUUGAAGUGGUCGCCGGAUGCUAAAUUAUUUGCUUCGUGUAGUAAAGAUGGUAACAUAAAAAUUUGGGACGCAGUUUCCAAUAAGUGUAUAAAUACUCUGAUUAAAGCUCAUGAUGGAUUGGAAGUGUGUUCAGUGGUGUUUUCCAAAAAUGGAAAGUAUUUGUUGUCUUCAGGGAAGAAUUCUAUUUGUAAAUUGUGGGAAUUAACUACUAGUCGCUGUUUGAUUACAUACACAGGUGCUGGUACAACCGGUAAACAAGAAUAUGAAGCUCAAGCGGUGUUUAACCAUACUGAAGAUUACGUACUAUUCCCGGACGAAGCCACGACGUCAUUGUGUGCAUGGAACUCCCGAACCGCUUCCAGGAAACAAUUAAUGUCUUUAGGUCACAACGGAGCCGUUAGACUAAUCGCUCAUUCGCCUACCCAAGCUGCGUUUUUAACUUGCUCCGAUGAUUUCAGAGCCAGGUUUUGGUACAGGAGAACACCGACUUUGUAAUCAUUUUUUUUUUCUAUAUAUAAAUUUAUUGAAUCAAUUUUUACAC
This is a messenger RNA of Diorhabda sublineata, 1642 nucleotides long. It is a transcript of the gene CstF50, whose product is annotated as cleavage stimulation factor subunit 1. NCBI's taxonomy places the organism in Eukaryota, Metazoa, Arthropoda, Insecta, Coleoptera, Chrysomelidae. The record is from RefSeq and is a predicted model, not a curated record. Gene Ontology annotation, molecular function: protein binding; RNA binding. The transcript has 5 exons. Bases 259 to 1596 code for a protein of 445 amino acids. Gene Ontology annotation, cellular component: mRNA cleavage stimulating factor complex. Gene Ontology annotation, biological process: mRNA 3'-end processing.